UGAUGUUGGUAUUUCCGGUUGGGUCCCACCGACCGUAGUGAGAUGGUAAACCGGUAACAGGACCUAAAGGGACUCGGAGUGAGAAACCGGCUGUUAGAAAAAAAAUCUUCCCUUUUGGUCCAGAAACCUGAAGUUUUUAGACAUAGACACGUAUUUAUUAAUUUAGUUGUCGGAAACGGUCUGUGCAUUUCAGCCGAGAUAGAUAGUGAGCAGAAAAAGAGAGCAAAAAAAAAACCCAGACUCUGGGGAGUGUUUAGGAGGACUGGUCAUCUGGGAGCAAUUAGUUACAGAGACGAGAAAAGACGAAAGGUUAGUGUACAUCUGCUGACAAGAGGACACAGUGCUGAACCGAAUGAACCCGAGGCCAAGCUGACCCUCAACCGACCGGGCCAGGGCUUUAUCAGCCGGACAGAGAGAGAGAGACAGAGAGACCUUAACCUGGGCUGGAUCAGGAGAAAUAAACGAACCCAACAGCUGUCCCCUAACCCGGGUGUUGACCAUCCAGAAGCAGGCUAGAAUUCGGGCAGAGACCUCAUGAAUGGAAAUCAGCACUACAGGCUGGAUUUAGAGGAAUGGGAUGUACCUCAGGUUAGAAGAAGUCUGUUGGCAAGGGAAGUAAAACAGCAGAAGAGCAGAGUGAUGAACACAAUGAGUCUGUUCUGCUGGGUGUGAAUACACAAAGCUGAAGGAGAAUUCAGACACACACACACACACACACACACACACUGCUGACCUCGCUGCUCGAAAAGCGUGCACUGGAUCUGACCAAGGUUCAUUUUAUACCCCAGCGUAACAGACAGCAGACACAACGUACACAACCCACACUUUCUAAUCACCAUGAAAAGCCGUUGGGGCUACGCCCCUGUUCUCCGUGCCACGCAGGCCUGGCUAUGGCACCAUGGGCAAACCCAUCAAGCUGCUGGCCAACUGCUUUCAGGUGGACAUCCCAAAAAUGGACGUCUACCUGUACGAGGUGGGCAUCAAGCCAGAGAGAUGUCCACGCCGUGUCAACAGGGAGGUGGUGGACUCCAUGGUGCAGCAUUUUAAAGUGACCAUCUUUGGAGACAGAAGGCCGGUGUAUGAUGGCAAGAAGAGCUUGUACACAGCACACCCACUACCAGUUGCUGCAGGAGGAGUGGACCUAGAUGUGACCUUGCCUGGAGAAGGAGGCAAGGACCGACCCUUUAAAGUCUCAAUGAAGUUCGUGUCGCUGGUUAGUUGGCACAUGCUGCACGAGGUCCUGACUGGACGGAGUACGGCUGAGCCUCUGGAGCUGGACAAGCCAAUCAGCACCAACCCUGUGCACGCCGUAGACGUGGUGCUGCGCCACCUGCCCUCCAUGAGGUACACACCAGUAGGCCGGUCCUUCUUCUCCUCUCCUGAAGGCUAUGAUCACCCGCUGGGUGGAGGCAGGGAGGUGUGGUUUGGGUUCCACCAAUCAGUGAGGCCAGCUAUGUGGAAGAUGAUGCUGAACAUAGACGUGUCUGCUACUGCGUUCUACAAAGCCCAGCCGGUCAUCCAAUUCAUGUGCGAGGUUCUGGACAUCCACAACAUCGACGAGCAGCCACGCCCUCUGACCGACUCUCACAGAGUCAAAUUCACCAAAGAAAUCAAAGGUCUGAAGGUGGAGGUAACUCACUGCGGCACCAUGAGGAGGAAGUACAGGGUGUGUAACGUCACCCGCCGGCCUGCGACCCACCAAACGUUUCCACUGCAACUGGAGAAUGGACAGACUGUGGAGAGAACAGUGGCGCAGUACUUCCGCGAGAAAUACAACCUGCAGCUCAAAUAUCCCCACUUGCCCUGCCUGCAGGUGGGCCAGGAGCAGAAACACACAUAUCUGCCCCUGGAGGUGUGUAAUAUCGUAGCUGGGCAGCGCUGCAUUAAGAAACUGACCGAUAACCAAACGUCCACCAUGAUUAAAGCCACGGCUCGAUCAGCGCCGGACAGGCAGGAGGAGAUCAGCCGACUGGUGCGCAGUGCGAACUAUGAGGCUGACCCCUUUGUGCAGGAGUUUCAGUUCCGCGUGAGGGACGAGAUGGCUGAGGUGACCGGCCGCGUAUUGCCUGCCCCCAUGCUGCAGUACGGCGGCAGGGUGAGCUCUGAACACUUCCUGAAUCGCACAGUGGCCACUCCAAGCCACGGUGUAUGGGACAUGAGAGGGAAGCAGUUCCACACUGGGGUAGAAAUCAAAAUCUGGGCCAUCGCUUGCUUCGCCACUCAGAGACAGUGCCGAGAGGAGAUCCUCAAAAGCUUUACCGAUCAGCUGCGUAAGAUUUCAAAAGACGCUGGGAUGCCUAUCCAGGGCCAGCCUUGCUUCUGCAAGUACGCUCAGGGAGCAGACAGUGUAGAGCCCAUGUUCAGACACCUGAAGAACACCUAUGCUGGCCUGCAGCUCAUCAUCGUCAUCCUGCCCGGGAAAACGCCCGUCUAUGCGGAGGUGAAGCGUGUUGGAGACACUCUGCUGGGAAUGGCCACUCAGUGCGUGCAGGUGAAGAACGUGGUGAAGACAUCACCACAGACUCUCUCCAACCUCUGCCUUAAGAUCAACGUCAAGCUCGGUGGCAUCAACAACAUCCUGGUUCCUCAUCAACGUCCGUCCGUCUUCCAGCAGCCGGUCAUCUUCCUAGGAGCUGAUGUCACUCAUCCACCUGCAGGAGACGGCAAGAAGCCCUCCAUCGCUGCAGUGGUAGGCAGCAUGGACGCCCACCCGAGCCGCUACUGUGCCACAGUGCGUGUGCAGAGACCCAGGCAGGAGGUCAUCCAGGACCUGGCCUCCAUGGUCCGAGAGCUACUCAUCCAGUUCUACAAGUCCACACGUUACAAACCCACGCGCCUCAUCUUUUACAGAGACGGAGUGUCCGAGGGGCAAUUCCGACAGGUGCUGUAUUACGAGCUGCUGGCCAUUCGGGAAGCCUGUAUAAGUCUGGAGAGAGAAUAUCAACCAGGCAUCACUUACAUUGUCGUGCAAAAACGCCACCACACACGCCUUUUCUGCGCUGACCGUAACGAGAGGGUUGGACGGAGUGGAAACAUUCCUGCCGGCACUACAGUUGACACGGACAUCACCCAUCCCUAUGAGUUUGACUUUUACCUCUGCAGUCAUGCUGGAAUUCAGGGCACGAGCCGGCCCUCACACUACCACGUGCUGUGGGACGACAACUGUUUCACAGCCGACGAGUUCCAGCUGCUCACCUACCAGCUGUGCCACACCUACGUACGCUGCACCCGCUCCGUCUCCAUCCCAGCGCCUGCCUAUUAUGCCCACCUAGUGGCCUUCCGUGCUCGCUACCACCUGGUCGACAAGGAGCAUGACAGUGCGGAGGGCAGUCAUGUGUCAGGACAGAGUAAUGGUCGUGAUCCCCAAGCCCUGGCCAAAGCUGUGCAGAUUCACCAUGACACUCUGAGGACCAUGUACUUUGCCUAGCCCUUCAUCCUCCUCCUUCUCCUCCUCACCUGUCACUCACAUGACACCAUGCACUGAAGCCUACUCCCGCCAAGUCCCGGGUCGCUCUGCUGCUAAACCGAACCAAACACAACUACAGCAAAGGGGAGGGGUGGGAAUUAACUCUGUUAUGCAAUAGAAUAGUUCAAAAAAACAAGAGAGAAAAUCAGCCAGGCUUUUCUACUAGCCGACUUCUUUCCUUUUCUUGUGUAGAUCUAUGAGCCCUGAGUAAGGUAUGGCAUUUGUACACUUAUUUAUUAGCAUCGAGUUUUAUCUGUCUGUCUGUCUGUCUCUCUCACUCUUUUUAACCACGUGCAGAUCUUUUAACCUUUAAUUACACGUCAGAUUAGCUUUCUGCGAAUUGAUAUCAGAUAUAAAGAUCAAAUUAUUUCACUCUCAUGAAACGGAUGAGAGGAAGACUACAAAAGGGCGGUGUGGUGUUAAAGAACUGAAUAAUCCCAGCAGUUUGAUACAACAGACACAUUUAUUAUCCAGUAACGGACAUGCAGUACGAUUCUAGCCAAAUAUUUUAGGGUUCUGUUUUUUUGUAGUUGUUGUUGUUGUUGUUGUUGUUGUUGUUUAGAAAAUGUAAAGAAAGUUCCCAACAAAUCCAGGAUAGACGACAGUAAAAUAUCCCACUGCUGCUGUUUUAUCGGACAUCAGCACUGUUGACCGCUGCCUGUCCAGUCAGAUUAGUGGACUGGAACUGAGAGGGAAAGUGAUGCUAGGUCAUUGCCAAAGGACGCUGUGUUCUAUUCUAACCAAUGAAACCAGUAGGAAUAUUUUGGCUUGAUCCAUAUCCAUGUGGUAGAGUUUUAAUAAUGAUGAAUAACGGCUUAAUGAUACUCGUAUUUUGAAAUAAUUAUCAACAGGGGACGUUUUUUCGUCUCGGUUUCCAUUUCUGCUCUUUAUGUGUCUUAAACAAGGUUCAGAAGUAACUUUAGGUAAGACUCGGACACGUGCGGGGGAAAAAACACUUCCUGUUCUGUGUGGAGUGAUAUAUUAGAUCAGAACUGCAUUAUAGCCUAAAGUGCAACCGCCGGACGUCCGUUUAAAACCUGACCCUUGGUCGAUGGAAGGUUUCCCCUUCGAGUGUUGCGUGUGUUUGUUGUUGUCAUUGUUGCUGCCUUUACCAGGUACUGAAUAAGUAUAACACACUUUUGCUAAAACAGCGUUUUCUCAACGAAGUGCUGGUUUUAUUCACAUGGUUGCGAAUAUCUAUAUCGCUUCUAGUGUUGUUCCUUUCUACACAUUACGGAGGGGUCAAACGUAUCGGGUGUAGUGGGUGAAGAGUCACUCGUGUAUUCACAGGGAUUCGAGACAAAGUGCCUGGAAACGCCUUCCUACCCGACAUCGUCCCAGCCGAAGGUUUUCACGCUGUUCCACCUCACUGCGCUCCUUAAAGCAGUGUUUUAGAAGUGACUUUAUUUUUUAAAACAUAUGAGCAAAAAGAACUUAGGUAGUGAUGAGUACGCUGCACUUAACAUAGAGCAUGUCUUUCUUGCUUUCUCACUUCCUCCCCAGCAGACGAAAGCACAUACUGCCACCAUGAUGAGUGCACAGCGAUUCAGCUACAAACCCACCUCAGCUACUUUUUAGGAGUUUUUUUUAAAUCGCUGGGCCAAAAUUCUGACCGUGCAAAUCAAACCUGUUGGGCACCAGAUAGCACUGAUUUAUACUACACUAUAUGGCCAAAAGUAUGUGCACCCCUGACCAUCACAACCAUAUGAGCUUCUUCCACACAAUUGUAUGGAAACAUCUCUGUAGCUUUACAAGAGACUGGAACCCUGUUCCAGCAUGACGAUGCCCCUGUGCACAGAGCUCCAUGAAGACAUGGUGUAGAGGUUAAGGUUGUGGUGGAAGAACUCGUACAGAGCUCCUGACUCUUGACUCAACCCCACUGAAACACAGUCUGAACCCCAGACCUCCUCACUCUUACAAUAUCAGUGUCUGAUCUCACUAGCAGAAUGAUCACUAAUCCCCACAGACACAAUCCAACACCUAGUGGAGAAAGAAGCCUGAAGAGAAGAGUGGAGAGGAUUAUAACAGGAAAGAGGGAAUAAAUCUAUAAUUGGAUGUCCAGCCAGCUCAUGUGGCUGUGAUGGUCAGGUGUUGACGUACCGUGGACCUGGAGGCUGCUGAAUGUCGGACAGUUUCCGUCACACAUGCCUUGUGACUAUAAGCAUUUUGGUUCCACCAAAAUAUUGAUCCUGGCCGUUUUUAUUUAUUUAAUCGUAUCUGCUAGCAUCCGCCACUUUUCAACAAGAAUCUGCAGUCCGAGCGACGGCGCCUCAGUAGACAGGAUGGCAUGAUUUCUUUUCUUUUUUUUCUUUCCCUGGACCCAUUAAGGGCUGUUUACUACUUGACCUCGUUUGUCCUUAAGCAUCAGCUUUGUCCACUGCAUCUUUAUCCUCAAAGCCACAUACAGAUGCAAACCAGUGUAGCUGCUAAUCUCCUGUCCAGAUGUGUGUCGGUACAAAGAGUGCUUGAGGAACGAUGACCAUAUUACUGCACUUAAUCGUUCGAUAUGACUCUAUAUCCUCAGACGGACGGGGCUAAUUUCGCCCGGGUGCUAAGAAGUGCGGUGCUUUCAUUCGGGGAAUCGGAGAGCCUCGUUCACUAUUCUCUGAUUUUGUUCGUUUUAAGCAGAUAUUUAUAUAGAGGGAGUGUUUCGCUCCGUCUCAGAUGCGGGCGCCGAGCUAAAGAGCCGUGAGGAGGUUCGGGAUACCGCACCUAGGACAGUCAUAGCCAGUUAAACUGCUCAGAUGUUUCACGAUGAUGUCCGUGAGCCAGAUGUUCAAAACCUUUUCGAAUGAGUCCACGAUCAAAAGAUCCCAUUACAUCACGGUGAUCUUACCACGUACAGACAGGGUUACCUAAAGCAGUUUGAUUUUCUGGUACACUUAUUAUUUAUUACUGUUUAUUGAGGAUGUCAUGAAUAAACACGAAGCAUUUUACUGUAAAAUCAUCUCAGCGUCUUCAGAGUAGAGAAAAGGAGUAUUUUUUUGUGCUGGAUAGUUUAACAGGAUCUUCUGUUGUUUGUUAUAGUUAAGGAUAGAAAGCAGAAAGGAUCGUAUAGUUUUAAUAUUUAAUCGUGUCAACAAAGCUGAUGAGAUGGCCUUUGAACAGCUGGCUCUUUAGACGCAGUUGAAAAGAAAGUCUCUGCGGUUAGGAUCGCUUCUCGCACCACAUCCUGCACUCUCUUCACCUCCGCAUGCUCCAUGAGGGAAUCGUGACAAAACCGAGACACCAUUAAGAGCUCAUUCAGCCAGUCCUGCCUUAAUGGGGAAGCACACGUUAUUGGGCUGAUUGUCUUUUGACCUGGGUGCGUGUGGCACUGUGAAACCUCCCGUCCGUUCGACCGUAACCCGGUACUUCUCUGGCACUACCAGCAUUCGAUUUUUACUUGAAAAAACAAGCUUGAUGUAAAACGGCAUGUGAUUAGGGGGUACAGCGCUCUGUAGUACACACCUUUUACCUUCUCAAGUUGCCACGGAUACACUUGCUAGGGCCCGCUAAAUGAGGCAUUUCACGUGAGGGUGGAGAGGUUGGGCACAAACUGUGAUGUAAUAAAACCCCACCCCUCCUCUCCGUGCUGGACUUUACGGAUGCCUUGGCUCCAAAGCGUUUUUAAAUUCAGAGCAGAGGUAUAUUUGUAUAUUUAAAGAAUGGAUCUGUGUAAUGCACACCACUUAUUUUUGCUAACAAGAGUCUAUGAGAGAUAACGAGAAUAUAAAAUAUCUAAUAUUAUACGAGGAGUGUCUAAAAAUAAUCAGAUCAAAUGCAAUAGACUGUUGUUGACCUCCAGGUUUAUUUUCUCUUUUUAAAGGUUUUUUGUUUGUUUGUUUUUUCCUUUCCGAAUCACGUUGUCGUGUCGUCUCAUGGUAUCGCUGUAGUUUUAAUCUUCAACUCUCUUUUAUACAACUAUUUUUUUGUUUGUUUUUUUCUGAUUUAAUGUGAGCAGAUUUUACAAACCUGCCCUUUAAAGGUCCAAACUAAUACCAGGAUUAAAGUGGCUUCGUGGAAUUUGUGUAACUUUGAUGAUGAAUGAUUUGAACUAAAGCCUUUAACUCUGGACUCUAACAUUAUUAUUAUUAUUAUUAUUAUUAUUAUUAUUAUUAUUGCUAUUAUUUACACGUAGAGGCGAAUAUUCACUAUAAAAGGAGACUUGUCUGUGGAAUGUGCCUUUCUCGAUGGUGCUGAUCUUAAACUAGUAAAUAAAGGACAAAAAAAAUAAGUACUCUUGAAACGUUCAAAGGGCACAAGCCUUCGUCGACGUUCGAAGCCGAGUAUAUACUGAUACGUGAUAUACUGUAUGAUGUGUGUUUGUGUUUUAAAAAGUGUGAACCUGUCAUUUUUGUUUGCCAAGAACACGUCCAUAUCCGAGACUCUCGCGAGUCACAUGGUGUCAGGACCAAACUUUUACACAAGGGGGGUUUUGGUGGUGAUUGGGGCGCAUGGCAUGGCAUGGCAUAACUAACCGCUUGCACUAGCCAGGCUGCGAUGAUCUAGAGAAAUGUCAUUUCUAGAAAGAGGUUUUUGGUAACAUGUUUUUCGAUUCAGGAUUUCAGUGAUGCAGGACGAUAUUGUUAAAGUUCUCGGAAGCAUUAAAAGCAUGUUUCUAGGAAAAUAAUAAUCAUGAUAAUAAUUCCAUUGGGAGAGUCGGUGUCGGUUUAAUCAGCAUUUCGGAAAUUGACAAAUCCGAAAUCUCUUCUGCGGUCCUCAUUUGGAGCAGCUGACAAUUCCUGCAUCAGCAAUUUCUGUGUAUAAUUUUUUUUUUUCCAGCAUCGAUAUUAAAGACCAUGUUUAGAACAUUAGAGUCGCUGAAGCGCUUCGGUCAGUGCUCGAGAGUGCUCUGCAGUGCCAUGUCACUUCCUUCCUUUGUGCUGAAGGGAUUCCAUGGAGAGAAAAAAAUCUAAAGAAAAUCUGAAAAAGUCCUUGAUUUUGUUACAUAAUGCAUCAUGAUCACCUGCUAGAUUCUGAAAUACAUUUUUUUGGAGGGUCUUCAUAUAUCAUCUCUGAUUCCGGUCUUUCAUUGAGCCGUUUUUUUUGUUUUCAUUUAUGUUUUAUUGUCCUAUUUAAUUGUUAAUAUUUUAAUUAAAUAUAAAUAUAUAUAUGUA
This is a messenger RNA of Hemibagrus wyckioides, 8565 nucleotides long. It is a transcript of the gene ago3b, whose product is annotated as argonaute RISC catalytic component 3b. The transcript is spliced from 20 exons. The record is from RefSeq and is a predicted model, not a curated record. Gene Ontology annotation, biological process: regulation of stem cell proliferation; regulatory ncRNA-mediated gene silencing. Bases 899 to 3427 code for a protein of 842 amino acids. Lineage: Eukaryota; Metazoa; Chordata; Actinopteri; Siluriformes; Bagridae. Gene Ontology annotation, molecular function: protein binding; RNA binding.